AUGUCCUCGUUCCGCCCCGCCGUUACACCUACGACCUCAUCAUACCCAUUGCCCUCGGCCCCCGCCUCCCAUUACGUUGGACCACCAGCCGGACCGUACUUGACCUUCCCCUCCAACCCGCCGCGGUCCUCGUCCCUUGCCGCCAGCAACCCCCCACGUACAUCGUCACUCUUGCCGCCCGCGAGAAUUGCGGUAGAUCCGGGCUCACCACAGGUCACCGACCCCCUCCUCCGGGAAACCUUUAAUGACCCCCGACCGGCGCCCCCGGUCCCCGAUUCGGUCAAAGAAGGUGAACCGAGACACAAAAGGGGGCAUUCGCGGUCGGGAAGCGCUGGCGGCCUGAGCGACACUCUGCGCAACCUUAACCGCUGGUCGGCUUCGACAACAUCGAGCCGAGCAUCCCACCUCGCCGACUUUACUCGCCGCUCCAGAACCGGGACCGAACUGGCCGCAAUAACAACCAUCCCACCGCUCCAAAGUUUGCCGCGCAUCUCGACCGGACCCUCUCUGGCGCAUGAAGUCUUGGAAUCCAAUGUGCUAAGCCGGUUUUCGGAAACUGAACAAGCUCGACCUCGCCCGCAACUAUCUGGAGAUAUCGAGAGGUCUUGGGAUGGUCGACCGGGACGGGAGGAACAAGGAGAAGCAUCGCAGCAGGUCAAUCUCGCCGAACCGCCGCACUUGCCAGGUAUGAUCACACACGAGCCCACCAUGCCAUACACGCAAAAUGGCCAGGCUAGGGGCCACUCGCGCAGCCGAUCCACCGGGGCGAAGGGCAGCGCAGACACCACCGUAUCCACAAGAAGCCGGGAUAAGGACCGCGACCGGGAUAGGGAGCGCGAACGCCAGAGCAAGCCCCCAUCUCAGAAGGCAAUGCUAUCAAAAGCCCUUCAAAAGGCAAACACGGCAGUUCAGUUGGACAAUGCGCAAAAUUUUGAGGGUGCUCGGAGGGCCUAUGCCGAGGCCUGUGCUGUGCUCCAGCAGGUACUGUUGCGUACCUCUGGGGAAGAGGACCGGCGAAAGCUCGAGGCCAUCCACGAAACCUACUUGGGCCGAGUCAUGGAACUUGACGAGCAGCUUGUUGAUAUAGAGCCCGAAGGGAAAGCGCUGCCCCAACGUCCGGAAAGCGACGCGCUGAGCGCGCAGAUAGCAGUCAACGAAUACUCGGGACCAUUGACAGGUGUGCAAGAGCGUCGCCAGGAUGAGUUUGACACGCAGCACAAUCACUAUGCUCAGGAGUUAGCCAAAAACGCUGCCGCGUCCCAAGCAUCACCACUUCUCACAGCGCAAGCCUCUAAUAGGGAUGAAUCUUCAUCCUAUCUGACCCAACAGUACUCGUUGCAGUCGGCCUUCUCGAGGGCGAGGUACAACGACGGGUCGACAUUACGGCCCCCCACAAUGGAUAACACCUAUAUGCCGCCACCCUUGUCUCCCCGAAGAGCGCUAUCGCCUGCCAGACGCUCUUCUUCCCCGCCUAUCCAUGAGAGCCCGCAGCGGCCCCCUCCCGAUAUCCCCGUCUCCAACGGCAAGCUGGCACCACAUACGGCGCACUCGGGCCAUCAGCGUGUCAAUAGCCAUGAGUCUGUCUCGUGGCUCGACCCAAUUGACGAAUCAGAGCGGUCCGACACGGCAUCGGUGCACUCGCGGUCGUCCUCGAGGAUCAGGAGAAAGCAUAUCCGAGCUGCAAGCGGGGCUACCGAAGCCGAGUUUGAUGCUGCUCUGGACGAUGCGAUUGAAGCUGCAUAUGACGAUGGAUACGAGCCGGAGCCGGAGCCGGAAUACCUUGGACACCGUUACCGCGACACCCCAGAGGACUCGGUCGCAAAAACGCUACGACGGGUUGAGAUGGCUAGGGAAUUGGUUAGAGAAUCCGAGAGAGAGGCACUCGAGCUGGCCAACGAGAGGGAGAAGAGGCUACGACUUCAGCAGGAGUUGGAGGACGAGGAAUAUCGGAGGCAAGAGGGAAUGGGCGAGGACUUCUUCGACGGCGCUGACUCGGAAGAGGAGGAGCGCCUCUUGGAGGAGAUGACGAAGGGCGGUGCCAUCGAGGACUUCGCACUCGGCGGCUUGUCAAGACGACCGGUCCCGCGGGAGUCUGACUCGAGCGGGAUGACUGGACGAACCUGGCACAGUUCCAUGGGCUCCAACCCACCGACCGGCACGACCCUCCUCACCCCGGUCAGCGAGGACAACGUUCUUCCCGGGCCCACGGGUCCAUUACCGGCCCUACCACCUCACGCCACUGCGCAAAUGCCUCCGCAACCGCAGUCUGCGGGCUCUCAGAGCUUGGGGCAGAGUGUCCGAAAUCGUCGUCUUUCCGGACAGAACGCCAAAGAACUCAAAAUUGAGACCACCAAGCUGGCCCCGACAGCGCCGGCAACGGCCGGGCCAUCCAUCCCAGGCCAUACCAAAGCGGGCAAUUACAUUGUACAGCAACGCCAGGCCCUCUCAGCGGGCACAAACCGCACCACUGGUCCAUUCUCGGCGAGGCCAGGCCCGUCGCCUGUUCCAAAGCCGCUGGAAGAGGAACCGGAAGACGAGUCGGUACCGCCAAUCCCUCCUCAAGAUGACUACCCGCGUGUUGGCACCCCAUCUGUCAUCCGCCCAAAUCUUCGAAAGAACUACUCGUCGUCCAGCCUAAAGAGCCUCAAGACGCGGAACCUGUCUAUCUCGCACCUGGAAGAAUCAUCAGAUCUCUCGCCCAGCACACCGUUCAGCAACCAAUUUGGAGCCCGCCUCCCCGCCGUCCCGUCCCUGCCCGCGGGCGUCGUCAAGGACCGCGCAAACAGCGCCACCGCCCAGGGGCUUCACCUCUUCGAAAGCCACUUCCACGCGCCCGAAACCCCCGGCUCGCCCAACUCAACGACGCCAGACGCCCCCGCGCCGCUCGAGCCCUGCCCCAACGACGUCAUGCUCCGGCCGUUCUGGCUCAUGCGCGCCCUCUACCAAACCCUCUGCCACCCGCGCGGCGGCUACCUCAGCAACAAGCUGUUUGUCCCGCGCGACGUGUGGCGCGUCAAGGGCGUCAAGCUGCGCAACGUCGAGGACAAGAUUGCUAACUGCGACCUGCUCACGGCCGCGCUGCAGAAGCUGGCGAGGGUGGAUAACUGCGACGCCGACGCCGUGCUCGAGGAGAUGCAGGCGCUGGAGGGCGUGCUGGAGCAGGUACAGGCGACGCUGGCGAGGAAGUUGGGGAGCGAGGUCGGCGUGCAGGGCGCCGGGGUCAUGUUCAAGGAUGCUGUUGUUGUGGGGGUUGGGGCGGAUGCCGCGGAUGCGGCGUCUAUGCCGAGGUCUGCGAGCGUCGCUGGGAAGGGGAGUAGUUUCUCGUGGCGGAGGCUGAGGAGCAAGAAUAGCUCGGCCAAUUUGCCAGCGUUGGCGACGGCAUAUGGUGGGAAGGGAGGGAGUGGCGGUGCUGCGGGUGUCGGUGGCGGGGCCAGCUCGACGAAUGUGGGUGAUGGUGCCGGCAAGGAUACGGUGUUGCCGAGCUUGCCCAUGACGAGUCAUCCGACCAGCAGGCCGACCAAGAGGGAUGUGGGCAGCGUGUCAUUUGCGGGUCCCAACGCGAAUUAUAUGUCUUCGCUGGCGAAGCUGUUUGAUGCCGCGCAGACAGUGGAUCAAAUCGCCCGGCAGGUGGAUGACCCCGGCCUGCGGCACGCCGACAAGACGCAGGUCGGCCUCGAGCUGUGCACGCGGCAUGCGGCCGAAUUCUUUGCCUUUUAUAUAUGCCGGUUCGUGCUAUCAGACUUGACGAUGUUGUUGGACAAGUUCAUCAAGCGCGGGACCGAAUGGGUGAUCACGUAACGCCGGCUCCCCUGAUCGAUGACAUUCUAUAAUACGGCGGUUCCAGUUAUGGCAGCGCUGGAUGCAACAGUGUGGUAGAUGGUGUCAAUGAUGGAGACUGGUUAGAGAAGUGUCUAGCAUGCGAUUCAAGGCGGCGUGGUGACCGGCAUGAGCAACGCACCGUCACGCAGAUAUGGAUGAUCAAGCAUGGGGUUCCUGUAUAAUGCAUUGAUGGAGAAGAGGAUUGUGUCAUGAUGAGAAGGAUGCACAAUGGUUGGGAAGUUGGAAGAGAACGCCCUCCGACUUGAACGCUUGGGAUUUUGUUCAUUGCUGGAGCUUGGAGAGGUGUCUAGACAGACCAUCAUUGCUCGAAGUAGCUGUAUAUAGUUUCAGCACUGUCUAUAUCCAGCAUGGUACACCAUUUCGAC
Messenger RNA from Parathielavia appendiculata, 4205 nucleotides. RefSeq lists its product as uncharacterized. The coding region runs from base 1 to 3798 and encodes 1265 amino acids. The record is from RefSeq and is a predicted model, not a curated record. The transcript has 5 exons. Lineage: Eukaryota; Fungi; Ascomycota; Sordariomycetes; Sordariales; Chaetomiaceae.